CCCGUCCACCUCAAGGAUUUAUCUUUCUACCUUUACCCUCCGGUAUCGUUCAUCUUCAUUAUUUACCUUCUUUCCUUUUUAGAAUUCCCAUUCUCUCCUUCACAUAUCUGCAAAAGAAAUUUCUACAAACUAAACGAGAACAAACCAGAACAAUGGCUCCCAAAGGUCCCUACAAGUUAUGCACUGUCAACACGGCGCCUGAGAGAGCGAAGCGUCUUGUUGGCCGAGUUGUCGAGGACGUCAAGGAGGAAUUUACGAUUGUGCAUGCUGAGAAUGCUGAGAGAAUAGAAGAUGUCAAGGCGAUGUGUGAAAGGAACAAACCUGAUGUUCUGUUCUGCGCAUCAAUGUGGACCAAAGAAGAGAGUGACGAGAUCCAGAGGAUAGCGAAGGAGACAGUACCUGGCAUCAAGACGAUGGCUAUCCCCCAAGGACUGCAAGUUGAGAAGGGACCUGAUGCUAUCGUGGCGUUCUUGAAGGAGAAGUGGCCGGGAUUGGUCGAAGCUUAAAUGCUGUCCUUGAGCUUCUGAGAUGGGUGAUACCUAUUUCAUUCAACUUGUUAAAAGCAGUGGUCUUGAAAGAGCCCCUUUGUCACGUUUCGAGUCGGGAGCAAGCUUUGAAAGAAGAAUACCUACUCGCGAUAGAUGUACUUAUGAAUAUAGAACCACAACACGAGAUAGACGAUUUCGCUUUUCUCACGCUCAAACUUUACCUCACGACAUCUUCGGCCAUUCCGAUGCACCUUUCUAUCUUUUGAACUCCAU
Molecule: messenger RNA, 761 nt
Organism: Cadophora gregata
Lineage: Eukaryota; Fungi; Ascomycota; Leotiomycetes; Helotiales; Ploettnerulaceae
Exons: 3
Coding region: 153-506 (117 amino acids)
Source: RefSeq, a predicted model, not a curated record